AUAUUUCCAGAAAAAAAGAUGGGAAUAACGGGAAAUCUCACUCCACAGCAAUUGGAUUUCUUCAAUAGUCAAGGGUAUAUUGUGAUAGAAUCAUUUGCAAGUCCUGAGGAAAUCAAUGGGAUGAGAGAUAGGAUGAAUGUGUUACUGGAUGGAUUUGAUUGCUCUGUUACCUCCAUAUUCUCUACCAAAAACCAGAAAGAAUCGACUGAUGAUCACUUCUUCGAGAGUGCUGAUAAGGUUUCUUUUUUCUUUGAGGAGAAGGCAUUUGACGAUGAGGGAAAACUAAAGCAGUCAAAGCAGCUCUCUAUUAACAAAGUUGGACAUGCUUUGCACGAGCAUGAACCAGUAUUCAAAAGCUUCUGCAGUUCAGGGAAGUUACUGAGUAUGCUAGUCUCACUGGGUUAUAAAAGUCCAGCGAUCAUUCAGUCAAUGUACAUAUUCAAGCAACCAGGUAUUGGAGGAGAAGUAGUGCCACAUCAAGAUAACUCUUUUCUUUAUACUAAUCCCACUUCGUGCACGGGGUUGUGGUUAGCUUUAGAGGAUGCAACAGUUGUUAAUGGCUGCCUUUGGGCUAUUCCUGGAUCUCAUAAAAAUGGCCUUGUAAGAAGGUUCAUUAGAGAUGAGAAUGGGGUUCAUUUUGAUUGUCCCUCACCAGAUUAUGAUCAAAAAGACUUCGUCUCCAUUGAAGUAAAAGCUGGGUCGUUGGUGGUCAUUCAUGGUGAUCUUAUACAUCAAAGUUUUGAAAAUCAAUCCUCAAAAUCAAGACAUGCCCUAAGCUUGCACGUGGUUGAUACGAAAGAUCAUGUAUGGGCACCAGAUAACUGGCUCAGAAGAAGGGUGGAUCAUGAACCUCUUUACGUCUCGUCCUGAUCAAACAGAAGUCUCUCGAUCUUUGUUCUACCACCAUUCAAGACUUUAUGAAGGUAACACGAGAUUUCAGUUGAACAAAUCAGUAUCUCAAUAACUAAGUCUCUUAAUUUGUUGACCAGGUGAAAGAAGUUUGUCAUGCCUUUGUUGUAAUCUUGUUUUAUUCACUUCUUUUUAGUUUGAAUCCUCCAUCUGCAAAUAAAUAAAGGGUAGUUGUAGACUUGUAGUAAUGUACAGUACUCUUAGUUCA
Messenger RNA from Papaver somniferum (opium poppy), 1117 nucleotides. Its product is annotated as phytanoyl-CoA dioxygenase-like. The record is from RefSeq and is a predicted model, not a curated record. Bases 19 to 870 code for a protein of 283 amino acids. The transcript has 9 exons. NCBI's taxonomy places the organism in Eukaryota, Viridiplantae, Streptophyta, Magnoliopsida, Ranunculales, Papaveraceae. Gene Ontology annotation, molecular function: phytanoyl-CoA dioxygenase activity.